UUUUUGAACCUCCCGAAAAGGGACAACGAAAAAAAGAUCACCCAUCCUGUCUCUUUUUGGGCAACUUUGUGACAGGGUUGGCCUGUCCUUUUUAUGUUGUCCUUUUUUUGAAUCUCGCGACACCGUGGACAUACCCACACACCCACCAGCAUCUCCCAUGCGGAAGUGGCUGCCGUCUCUGGCGCUGCUCGCUGGCAGCAGCAGCGGCGCUUGCUUGACUCUAACCUUCAACAGCAGCCCGGACUCUCUUCCGAUGGCCGCCGCCGGUAUGGAUGCCCUGCUGCCACAGCAACGGCGUUGGCCGUGGCGUUGGUUGCCGUAGAUGAGGUCCAACGCAACGAUUUGUCGCAGGAGGACCUCCUGGAGGAGGACCCGGCCAACGACCUUCCCCGCGAGAGACUUCCGCGGUCGCAGAGACAGAGGAAAGACGUGGAGACAUGUGCUUGGGCGCAGCUGUUGGAGGAUAAAGACCUCGAGGACAGCACGAGCAUCACCGCGAAGCAGUUUCGAGUGGACUUCCGCGUACCCUACACCUUCUUCCUUCGGCUUGUUGCCUUGGUCAAGAGCAAGAACUGGUUCUCGACUGCUGGGAAGGACGCCGUAGGUCGGGCAAGCCACCCAGUGGAGCACAAG
Messenger RNA from Ectocarpus sp. CCAP 1310/34, 633 nucleotides. NCBI's taxonomy places the organism in Eukaryota, Phaeophyceae, Ectocarpales, Ectocarpaceae. The record is from the annotation of a GenBank genome assembly.